AUGGCGGAUCAGCUCACCGACGACCAGAUCGCCGAGUUCAAGGAGGCCUUCAGCCUCUUCGACAAGGACGGAGAUGGUUGCAUCACCACCAAGGAGCUGGGAACAGUCAUGCGUUCGCUGGGGCAGAACCCAACGGAGGCUGAGCUCCAGGACAUGAUCAAUGAAGUCGAUGCUGAUGGCAACGGCACCAUUGACUUCCCAGAGUUCCUCAACCUGAUGGCCCGCAAGAUGAAGGACACUGACUCAGAGGAGGAGCUCAAGGAGGCCUUCAGGGUGUUCGACAAGGACCAAAACGGUUUCAUCUCUGCUGCUGAGCUCCGCCACGUCAUGACGAACCUCGGUGAGAAGCUCACCGACGAGGAGGUGGACGAGAUGAUCCGUGAAGCCGACGUCGACGGUGAUGGCCAGAUCAACUACGAGGAGUUCGUCAAGGUCAUGAUGGCCAAACACACACAAAUGGAGCAGGAGAAGAAGCUCAAAGUGCUCUGCCUCCACGGCUUCCGGACGAGCGGGGGUUUCCUGAAGAAGCAGAUCAGCAAGUGGCACCCUUCCAUCCUCCAGCAGUUCGACACGGUCUUCCCUGAUGGCCAGUUCCCAGCUGGGGGCAAAUCGGACAUCGAGGGCAUAUUCCCCCCACCAUACUUUGAGUGGUUUCAGUUCGACAAGGAUUUCACUGAAUACACAAAUCUAGAAGAGUGCAUUGCCUAUCUGUGCGAUUACAUGGUGAAAAACGGGCCUUUCGACGGCCUGCUUGGAUUCUCCCAGGGUGCAACACUUUCAGCCCUUCUGAUAGGCUACCAAGCACAGGGCAAGGUGCUGAACGAUCACCCACCAAUUAAGUUCAUGGUGUCAGUAUCCGGGAGCAAAUUCAGGGACCCAAGCAUCUGCGACGUGGCCUAUAAGGACCCGAUCAAGGCGAAAUCUGUCCAUUUCAUUGGAGAGAAAGACUGGCUCAAAGUACCUUCCGAGGAGCUGGCUUCUGCCUUUGCUGACCCUCUCAUCAUAAGGCACCCCCAGGGUCACACUGUCCCCAGGCUAGAUGAGGCAUCUGUGAAGCAGCUUUCUGAAUGGAGCGCAAGCAUCCUGGAAGACCUCAAGAACGCAGACACUCCCAAGGCCUCAAAUUCAGAGAGUUCAGGAGGUAAGGACAGUGUCGGCGUGGAGUCAGCAGAAAACCUGAUGGAACAAGUUGCAGCUUGA
This is a messenger RNA of Triticum turgidum subsp. durum (durum wheat), 1200 nucleotides long. NCBI's taxonomy places the organism in Eukaryota, Viridiplantae, Streptophyta, Magnoliopsida, Poales, Poaceae. The record is from the annotation of a GenBank genome assembly.